Phycodurus eques (leafy seadragon) is the source of this 2311-nucleotide messenger RNA. RefSeq names its product calcium/calmodulin-dependent protein kinase type 1D-like. The transcript is spliced from 13 exons. Bases 115 to 1428 code for a protein of 437 amino acids. The record is from RefSeq and is a predicted model, not a curated record. NCBI's taxonomy places the organism in Eukaryota, Metazoa, Chordata, Actinopteri, Syngnathiformes, Syngnathidae. Gene Ontology annotation, molecular function: calcium/calmodulin-dependent protein kinase activity; calmodulin binding; ATP binding. Gene Ontology annotation, biological process: peptidyl-serine phosphorylation. Gene Ontology annotation, cellular component: intracellular anatomical structure.
CUUGCUAGAAAAAAGCUGCACACGACCUUGCAAAGUCAGGUACCUUGCAAGGAUACCUCAGCGCUCUCGUCUCUCACCGCUCCACAAGGAGUCUACGGCAACGUUAGAGCCAAGAUGGGGCGGAAGGAGAUUGUCUGCAGUUGGAAGAAACACGUCAAUAACAUCAAGGAUGUGUUUGACUUCAAGGGGAAGAUGGGAUCGGGGUCUUUUUCUGAAGUUUUCAUGGUGAGAGAGAAGAAAACAGGGAAACUGUUCGCUCUGAAAUGUCUGAAAAAAAAGCACCUCACCCACAGCAACCUGGAAAACGAAAUCAAUGUUUUAAAGAGGAUAAAGCAUGACAAUGUGAUUGGACUAGAGGAUUUUUACGAGAGUCAAACACACUAUUACCUGGUCAUGCAACUGGUGUCAGGUGGAGAGCUAUUUGAUCGGAUUUUAGAUAAAGGUGUUUUCACAGAGAAGGAUGCGAGCAUGGUGAUCAAACAGGUGCUGGAGGCUGUUGGCUACCUGCAUGAAAAUAGUAUUGUGCACAGGGACCUGAAGCCUGAAAACCUGCUGUACUAUAGUGCAGAUGAAAACGCGAAGAUCAUGGUUAGUGAUUUUGGCCUUUCGAAGACGCUGGAGCAUGGAGUGAUGUCCACAGCAUGUGGUACACCAGGAUAUGUUGCUCCAGAGGUUUUGGCCCAAAAACCCUACAGCAAAGCAGUUGACUGUUGGUCCAUUGGAGUUAUAACUUACAUCUUGCUGUGCGGAUAUCCUCCUUUCUUUGAGGAGAACGAGACACGUCUGUUUUCAAAGAUCAUGAGAGCCGAGUAUGCCUUCCACUCUCCCUUCUGGGAUGAGAUCUCUGAGUCAGGAAUAGACUUUAUUAGGAAUAUGAUGGAGAAAAAUCCCAUGAAACGAUUCAGUACUGAACAGGCCUUGCGGCACCCAUGGAUUGCUGGAAACACAGCUAAAGACUUGAACAUUUGCCACUCUGUUUGUGAGCAGAUGGAACGGAACUUUGCCAAAUCUAAAUGGAAGCAAGCUUUCAAUGCAAGUGCUGCCAUCUACCACAUGAAGAAACUUCAGGUGUCCCACAGGGAGCCCUCCUCCACUCUUUCACUUCCCCACAUCAUUGUACAGACCUCCUCUCAGACUGACCUAGAAUCAUUUGGAUCCUGCAAUGAUGAAGCUCACAGCUUGGACCCAAAUGGAAAUCCUCUCCAUGCCUCCAGUCAUCUCACUUGCAGUGGGUCUGAGCCCAGCAGGGGUCUUUGCCCUCCACUCAGAGGCCAUCAUAGGGAACCCAAGUACCUUCUUGCAGAACCACGAGAGAUCCACUCAGUGGACUCUGAGAAUGACACUUCUUUCAUGUCAUCCAGAAGCCUGGAUGCUGUGGCAGAGAGGAAGGACCCGCCACUCCAGUCUGGUGUUUGUUCCGUCAUGUGAUUGGCUGGCUAACCUAAGAUGAUUCUCAUUUGACAACGCAACGUGGCAUUCUCCUUGGUUUAAAGAUGCCAGCAUGUCUAUUGCUCAACACUUCGGUCUUCUGAGCUGAGGAAAAUAUUUGCAAGUGACUGACACAACUGAGGGGCCGGCACGGUGGGCGACUGGUUAGCACAUCUGCCUCACAGUUCUGGGUACCGGGGUUCAAACCCCCACCCCGCCUGUGUGGAGUUUGCAUGUUCUCCCCGUGCCUGGGUGGGUUUUCUCCAGGCACUCCGGUUUCCUCCCACAUCCCAAAAACAUGCGUGGUAGGUUGAUUGAAGACUCUAAAUUGCCCGUAGGUGUGAAUGUGAGUGUGAAUGGUUGUUUGUUUAUAUGUGCCCUGCGAUUGGCUGGCGACCGGUUCAGGGUGUACCCCGCCUCCUGCCCGAAGAUAGCUGGGAUAGGCUCCAGCAGCCCGCGACCCUAGUGAGGAUAAGUGGUACAGAAAAUGGAUGAAACACUGAGGUUAACUGUAAAACACUGUCUUGCACUUUUCUCUUUUUUUGUCUUUGUGACUUAGAUAAGAUCUAUUGGCAUGUCAGUAUGAAGCUGAUGCGCUUUAUCAGUAUAAAUUGAAUGUUUCUUUAAAUGUACAUCAGUUGAUGGAAAAAAAAUACAGCUUGCACAUAGAAGAUCCUAAUUCUGAGAGUUAAUUGUCUACAGUGACCUAUUACAAAUCACUAAUGUUUGUGGUUUGGAAUAUGUACGAUACAUAAGCUGCUUUUGUUGAACAAACAAAUUCAUCAAGUGCCACAAAUCGGUAUAAAAAUUAUGUGAAAAAUUACAAAUGUAGUGAAAUGCAUUUUUUUAAAAUGUUUUUUUUUCUCAAUAAAUGUAGACGAGU